AUCAUUCGUGGGCAGCGAUCACCGAACUACUAGCUUCGACCCUGCCGACGUGCCCCCGUACCGAUCCUUGUCAGCCAGGCCCAGGCCCACUAUAUUUCACUUGCUAACAGAUUUUGGCUACUUCUUUACACUUAUGACUUCGAAAACCUAAACCAAAGGUCAAGGAUCUGUAUCCUGGGCAUAUCGCCAACCCAAGCUUGAGGCCAGCUACAGUAUCUCCAUCCAUCCAGUCUUCCUGACCCAAGUCAGGCUUGUCAGGUUCGGGAAGGCAGCUGAUGACUGCUGCCGUCUGUGUCGGGCAGAGCGAGAGGAUGAUGAGCACCUUGUUGCAACUUGCCAAGCUCUAUCAUCUGUGCGUCAAGGCCUUAUUAAACGUAUUAAGGAUAACCUCAGCACAAAACAGUUCGAAAAAUACUUCGAGUCUCCCCCUGCGCUGUUCUUGGAGUUGGUGCUCUUUCUCCCUCCUGGCCCCACCAGCAAUACUGCCAAAACACAGCUGCAUACACUUACCCUUUAUUUUAUACACAAUCUCCACACAACCCGUUAAAAUCUACUUACAUGUACCGCUAACAACCUUUAAGGACCCCUAACGACCUAUGGAAAGCCAUUUAUGGAACUUUGGCAGACUCGCAGUGCAGACAAUCUCUGAUCUUAGCGAAGGAAGGAUACAAGAGAGAUAGGUGGAACAUUUUGCAGAGUCUUCUGCAAAUCGGUACUAUUAACCAUUUUCCAAUUUGGUGCUGUGUUCCUGAAUUUGAUCCUGUGUUCCUGCUGUAUAUCCUGUCGUCCUGAUCCCGCACCUGUGCUCCCUAUUCCGUUGCCGUCUCCGACAUCGUCAUCUUUCCGGUUACAGCACCCAUAGCAUCAUUGUCAGUCAUUUCAUCUCGUCUGCAAACGGCCGAAUCAAUACAUCCACUCGAAUCACGAAAAAGUCUACCGCGCUGUAUGUGAAGAACGAUCAUCAAAAUGCUGGUCCAAAUGCUCUCCAGAAAUGGUUCACUUACGAGCAAGGCGCUCAGACAUUGCCCUUGCCAUUCCAAGCAUCAGAUAGUUUCUCAAGCUAUGUUAGCAGUCAGAAGAUAUUCAGAUCAGAGGGCUGUAAGUUUAUCCUACGAUGUUCAUGAACCAAAGCAGUCGACUGCCUCUGGGUCCCACCCAAUACUCUUCCUACAUGGUCUGUAUGGAUCUCGGAAAAACUGGGAGUCUUUGGGGAAACGCAUGGCCUUCGAGCUCUCCAGGACAAUUGUGACCAUCGAUGCUCGUAACCAUGGCCAGAGCAGCCAUUCAUCUACCAUGAGCUAUGAAGCGAUGGCCAACGAUGUCUUGACCCUGAUGGAGCUUGACCUCAUGAUUGACCGAUGCGACCUCGUAGGUCACAGUAUGGGAGGUCGCACAGCAAUGGCCCUAGCAAUGUCUCAUCCAGAAGCUCUGAACAAGCUAGUGGUCGUUGAUGUCAGCCACAUACCUGUGAAGUUGAGCGAUGAUGUCACACAAGCAGCUGAUUACGUUCAAAUCAUGAGGGAUGCCAAGCUCGAUAACUCUGUGUCUUUGAGCCAGACUAAGAGGGAUUUGGGCACACAGCUACAAACUGCAAUUCCAAAUGUUGGAGUGCGGAACUUCUUGCUCACCAACCUGGUCCAGGAGGAGGGACGUCUGAGGUGGAGGGUCAACCUGGAUGCCCUGGAGGCUAACAUGGAGCAUCUCAGACGGCUCCAUCUACCACCUGGAGCAAGCUUUACCGGAGACACACUCUUUGUAGGAGGAGCCAAUUCAACCUACCUCAGACCCGAAGACUACCCAGAGAUCAAGACCUUCUUCCCGAAUGCCAGCUUUGCGUCCAUAGAGGGGGCCGGUCACUGGGUCCACUCUGAGAAACCUGCCGAGUUCCUGAACGCCAUUCUUCCAUUCCUCAGGGAUUCUUCAUGACACCCAAGGAAUGAUGUUUGAGCAUCAACCUGCUUUUUUUUCCUGCUGAAAACAAGAACGGGUAAAAUGUUAAAAAGUCAAAUUGUAUGCCAUUAUGAAAACCU
Messenger RNA from Strongylocentrotus purpuratus (purple sea urchin), 2030 nucleotides. RefSeq names its product protein ABHD11 (gene abhd11). The record is from RefSeq and is a predicted model, not a curated record. The transcript is spliced from 8 exons. Lineage: Eukaryota; Metazoa; Echinodermata; Echinoidea; Camarodonta; Strongylocentrotidae. Bases 967 to 1926 code for a protein of 319 amino acids. Gene Ontology annotation, cellular component: mitochondrion.